CUUUGCUCCCCAGUCUCCUCCAACUCUCCCAGCAGGACCACAUGAUGUGGAUGUGAUGCUCUGACACUCACACACACACACUCACCAGGCUGCAGGACAACUUUACUCAGCAGCCAGUGUAUUUGGGAGUGUGUUUUGUUUUGGAAAUACCGGGCAGUAACUCCAGACUGAGAGGGGGUCGCAUUAGUUUAGUGGGCGAGUGUGUUUUGUUCUUUUACUUUUCUUUUCUCUGUUUUCUCCCUGAAGCACCAGACACAAGCCAGCAGCCCUGUCCCGUCUUGUAUUUCCCACAUGUCGCGAAAGCAGGUGGAUCAUGACUACAGCCUCCGUAGUAUGAGCAACCUGAUGGGCGAGCGCUGGAAGAAAGUGGACGAUGGAGGAGAGCGGAGUCUCAUCAAGGCUCCGUCCAGCGCCAGCAUCAGCAGCCAGGGCGCCGCUGCCGGAGGGUCCGCCGCCGGUGCCCCUGGAGCGGCUGCCGGGGGAGCGGCAGGAGCCGCCUCCACCUCCUCCGCCGGGGACCUGGAGAGGGCUGCCCGCAAGCAGUUCCAGCAGGAUGUCACGCCGGGCUUCGUCUACGUCCUGGCCGUGUUCUCCGCGCUGGGGGGCUUCCUGUUCGGCUACGACACCGGGGUGAUCUCCGGGGCGAUGCUCCUGCUGAAGCGGGAGCUGGAGCUGAGCGCCCUGUGGCAGGAGCUGCUCAUCUCAUGCACUGUGGCCGCGGCCGCCCUGUCCGCGCUGCUGGGCGGCUUCCUCAACGGGCUCUUCGGGCGCAGGGUGUGCAUACUGCUGGCCAGCUUCUCCUUCACGCUCGGGGGGAUCGUGCUGAGCACCGCCCCCGGGAAAGAGGUGCUGCUGACGGGGAGGCUCAUCGUGGGAGUCGGGCUCGGCAUUGCCUCGAUGACAGUGCCCGUGUACAUCGCUGAGGCCUCUCCGCCCCACCUCAGGGGUCAGCUGGUGACCGUCAACACCCUCUUCAUCACCGGGGGACAGUUCACUGCCAGCCUCAUCGACGGCGCCUUCAGCUACUUGCAGCGCGAUGGGUGGAGGUACAUGUUGGGUCUGUCAGUGCUUCCCGCUGUGCUCCAGUUCAUUGGAUUCCUGUUCCUGCCGGAGAGCCCUCGCUGGCUAAUCCAGCGCGGGCUGACCCAGAAGGCCCGCCGCGUGCUCAGUCAGAUCCGAGGCAACCAGAACAUCGACGAGGAGUACGACAGCAUCAAGAACAGCAUCGAAGAGGAGGAGAAGGACAGCGGAGGAAAUGGCCCGGUGAUCUGGCGGAUGCUGACCUACCCGCCGACUCGACGCGCCCUCCUGGUGGGCUGUGGUCUUCAAAUGUUCCAACAGCUUUCAGGGAUCAACACCAUCAUGUACUACAGCGCCACCAUCCUGCAGAUGUCCGGAGUGCGGAAUGACAGGCUGGCAAUCUGGUUGGCCGGGCUCACCACCCUCACCAACUUCCUGUUCACCCUGCUGGGAGUGUGGCUGGUGGAGAGAGUGGGACGCAGGAAGCUCACUCUGGGCAGCAUCGUAGGCACAUGUUUGAGUUUGAGUCUGUUGGCCACCGGUUUUCUGAUAUCUGCCCAGCACAGUCCUCCUGUCACCUUCCACCCGUUAGACCCCGCCAUGGCCAACUCUACUUGCUCCAAGUACCAGCUGUGUGAGCCGUGCAUGCUGGACCCUGGGUGUGGCUUCUGUUACCGUGAGAAUGGCUCGGCACUCCUCGCCUCCUCCUGUGUUGCAGUCAAUAAGGCCUCCACCGAGCGAGCCGCAUGGGGCAGAUGCUCAAACUCCAGCCUGAUGAGAGAUCAGACGUACUGGGCCUACAACUACUGUCCCACCUCCUACUCCUGGCUGGUUCUGCUGGGUCUGGUGCUCUACCUAGCUGCUUUCGCUCCAGGGAUGGGUCCAAUGCCGUGGACCAUCAACUCAGAGAUCUACCCGCUGUGGGCGAGGAGCACAGGGAACGCCUGCGCCGCCGGAGUCAACUGGACCUUCAACAUUCUGGUGUCUCUCACCUUCCUCCACCUGGCUCAGUACAUCACCUACUAUGGAGCUUUCUUCCUCUACUCCAGUAUGGCCUUACUGGGUUUCAUCUUCAUCUACGGAUGCCUGCCGGAGACCAAAGGCCGGCGUCUGGAGGAGAUCGAGGCGCUGUUCGAGAACCAGCUCUGCUCCUGUGGCGCCACCGAUUCUGACGAGGGACGGCAGGUCGAGUACAUCCGGGUCAAAGGCUCAAACUAUCAUCUAUCGGACAACGACGCAUCUGACGUGGACUAGGGAGAGUUUUGGGUGUUGUUGUAUUUUCCCUCUGCAGAGAUGUUGGGUGUGUAAUAUUUAUAAUUUUUUUAAACAUGAGCUAAGGAGUCACUGAUUUCCCUCACUGCUGUUUGAUAACAGCUAAAAAGGCCUUUUGCUUAUAUCAGCAAUGUGAGUUCACUUUCAAAUCAGUCAAUUCAGGAAUCCAAAAAUCAACGACGAGGCUUGAGUUUGGUUGUGAACGUUUUGUUUUCAGAUAAUCUCUGGACUGAGGGUGAGCUGACAACAAGCUGCUUUAGUCAACGGCUAAUUCUCAACCAUGCACGUAGAAAAGACGAAACCAUUCUCUUUUCCACACAUAAAGAGAUUUCACAUAAAUACACAGAGAUCCAGUGUCAGGAAACAUGACAUAUAUUCAUGUAUAAGGGACGUCCAGCCAUGAUGACGUAUUUUACAAAAGGAGCUGUGGCACAAAUGUUUUUUGUUCUUUGAGUAUAUAUCAGUUAGGAUUUCUAUAUAAUGUUGUACAUACAGUACAGUAGAAGAAGAAUAACACGACAUAGCCAUCCUUACAGCGCCAUGUCGUUAAUAGUGAUCGUGGUCUCGGAUACCUGGACGUGUGUGUCCACAAUGUUGCCGUUGGCGUGACUGCCGUUAUAACUCAUCGUCGAUCUGUAGAACCAUUCUGCCUUUCUAUAUGAAACACGUCUCAGUUACAUGUCGUUUUAAGCUUGUAGCAUCGCACAUUAAAGCAGCACUAUGUAACAUUUACUGAUGAACAGCGCCCUCUGCAGCCACUCAUGGUGAUUUAUUCUGUUGGACUCAGUGUCCGAGCAAUUGUUUUUUUAAUGUAGAGAACAAAACAAAGCCUGUCAAUGUGUUAACCAGAGUUCUGAAUGUGUAGUCCCUCUCACUGAACUGAAACCCAACUGAACGGUGGAUAUUACCCAUGAUCCCCAGCUUCCCGAGCCACAAGAGCUGCUGCUGUAACAAAUACACAACUCUUAAUGUUUUAAAUGUUUACUCGCUGAAUAAUGGAGAUAAACUCUGGUUUGAAAUGAUUUCUAAGUCUUUUUAACUGAUCUACAUUUCAACAUUACUCUUGCUGGACUUGCUGGACCUGAUUCUGGCAAUUUAAGCUGCGACUGUCAGUCAGUUACACACUUCUCACAGAAACACACAACUCACCAAAGUUAUAUGGAGUAAGAACAGACGUUCAGAGUAAAGAGUGGGAAUGAAAGAGGCUCCAUUCUCCCUAUUCCAAGUCAGUGUAGCAUCAAACUCAUUUUUAAGCUGCUAUUUUAAGUUAGAAAAAGUUGCGUAGUGAUGCUUUAACAUCAGCUCCUCCUAGACUAGUCUCAGCUUGUGUUCACUCUCAUAAUUUUUAUGAAAGGAAAACACGAGAGAUGUACAGUAUGUUGUUUAAAAAUUAGCAACCUUUAUUGUCAGUGGGUGCACAAACAAAGACACCACUGCUGUAGCACUGAGAGGAAAUAGAACUUAUAUGGACCAUUUAUGUUUAUUUAUUUAUUUAGAAUUAUUUAAAAUGUUUGCACAAAUGAUGAAUAUCUCUUCAGCAUAGUUUGUUUUUCUGGUUGGUUCUGUUUCCUAUCUGCGUCUCAAAAAAGGCAGUUUGAACAUAACACUAUGGAGACUACAGUUUAAUCUACAAUCUGAUUCAUUCUGUCUCUGUGACCUGAUGCCAUAAACCAUAGCAACUCACCACUGCUGGAUAUAUUCUCCAUUUAAUAAUAUUUCAAACAAAGACAGCCAGUGUCCUCUAUCCGUGGUGGUGAAUUAAAAACUAUUAGUUUUAUCUUAACAUGAUAAUAUUAGUGCCUGUGUAUCGUGAAGUUGCCUAAUGGCAAUUUUUCAGUCACAUUCGUAAUGUGGACUUGUAUGUGUUUCGUUAUGUAAGUCUACAUAGCUUUUUUUUAAUGUGACAUGUACAUAUUUGCCUCUCACCUAUGGCGGAAUUUUAUUUUUGUAUUAUUAUUAUGGUUUAAUGUAUUUCGAUUUUUCGUCUUCCUCCAUAGCCUUAUGUACAAAAUAGCAGAGUGUACCAGUUACCGUAUGUGGUUCUCGUGUCAACACGUCGAGGAGUAGGACUUAGUGUAAAUUGCCAGUGUUGUUUUGUAGAAGUAAGAGUGCGUGAGGUUCUUAGUCACAUACACAUAAGUUUCAGUGUAUCGGAAACUGUCAGAAAGUUAACAACGGAUUCACUUUAACAAAACUGAUUAAUAAGGCGUCAACAGGUUGCGCUGUUUCUGUGUUCGAUGAAAAGGGUUCUCGUGACAGAUCAAGGACAGUCCAUGGUAUUAACCCAUAAUGAAUUCAUAUGAUUUUUAAAUUAACUUUUCAAAUGAGCAAAAUUUCAAGCUAGAGACAAGACUAGUAAAACAGUGAUCACAUAGCAUCCAGCACCUUCAUUUGGAAACCCAAUAACCUUCAAUGUCCUUCAAACACACUUGGAAAAAGUUAACAUAGAUUUCAUUCACAGCACAUUUUUUACUAAUUGUAGUUAUUAUCUGCUGAUCAGUUUCCAAAGCAUGCUCUACAUUUCAAAUUGAUUGAUUUUUAUUCUUGAAACUUGCAAGCAGCCGCUGAUUUGUAUUCCAUUCUUUUCAAGAAGCAAUGAAAAAUCCCAAAAACAAAAUUAUAAUGUAUCGAUUUUUUUCCCUGUCUUUAUUCAAGAGAUUUCAAAGAUUUCCCAUUCAGAUUUUGUAAUGCUCUCUCUCAAAACCCUGAGCUUGUAGUCAUAUAGCCCCUGCUUAUGCUCAAACUGUGCGCUUGCACUCAGACAUUUUGUUGCUUACGCUCAGAUUUCCUGCGCUCCAGCUUCAGUUCUUCAUACUGCUUCUGUGACGCAUCUGCUCUAGGACCUUUUUGUGUGCAACAUGUCCGUCAGAAUUCCCAAACCAAUGCUAGGUGUAGUGUUUACAAAUGAAACUGAAGUUUUGCUCUCAAACAGAAAGACCACACCCUUGAACAAAGAUAGGGGACAAAAAACAUAAUAGUGAAUGUUUUAAACGAUACAGCCUUAGCACAGAAACUAUAAAAGGUCAACAUAAAAAUCCAUCACGUGCUUUUCAAAAUGAUCGGCACUAAUGUAAAGUACCUAUGAUUUGUAGUUAGGAGGCUGGAACAUGCAACCAUGCAUUGGAACCAAACAAUUGGUUACAAGUGCUGUUGCGAAACAUCCUAGAUAAACCUUUCUGUUUUCAGAAAAAGACAAUUAACUUAGACCACUUUUUCUACUUGGUAAUUUAGUCCUUAAAACCAGCUUGUUUAACCUUUUAAACUAAUGGAGACUAGUUUGUACAGGUUUAAAAGCAAAGAAAAUAACCAGUCCCCAAGUGAAGAUAUUGUUUUAACUCAAAACAACACAAACUAGUUUUAUACCGAGAGUAUUAUUACAGAUAAAACAUAUGUCCUUGACCCAGAUUAUGUAACGAAAAGCUAAUGUUGACCAAAUAUUUACCGUGAGUGUUUCAGGCCGCAGCUUAUCACUGACGUUAACAUGCAGUUUGUGUUAACACCCAGUUUGUGUUAACACCGUCCUCCACUACACUGGGGAUGUUUUCAUGUGUUCUUAUGGUGAAAUGGUUGUAAUUUUUUUCUAUGUGAACCAACUACGUGUGUUUCUAGUUUACGAGGAACUACAGAAUACAAAUAAAAUAAAAUAAAAAGUGAUGUAUACUUUAUUUGACUAUUGUUAAAGCUGUAAAUGUUUUGCUAGAGUUUAUAUUCUAUAAAAUAAAAAUAUCUUAAUGAAA
Molecule: messenger RNA, 6029 nt
Organism: Hippoglossus stenolepis (Pacific halibut)
Lineage: Eukaryota; Metazoa; Chordata; Actinopteri; Pleuronectiformes; Pleuronectidae
Product: proton myo-inositol cotransporter
Exons: 10
Coding region: 292-2274 (660 amino acids)
Biological process (GO): transmembrane transport
Cellular component (GO): membrane
Molecular function (GO): myo-inositol:proton symporter activity
Source: RefSeq, a predicted model, not a curated record